AUGGAGGAGACCAAUGAGGAGGCUGCCCCGUGGUGGAUGGAGAAGGGCAAGGGCAAGGGCGCGGACAACGGCAAGGGCAUGGGCAUCUACGGCGACGAGGGUAAGGGUAAGGGCAAGGGCAAGGGCAAGGACAAGGACAAGGGCAUGGGCAUCUACGGCGACGAGGGUAAGGGCAAGGACAAUGGCAAGGACCAGGGCAAGGGCAUGGGCAAGGACAUAGGCAAGGACAAGGGCAAGGCAAAAAGCCCCAAGCAGUUGACCCUUGAGCGGCAGCAAGAGUUGAGCAGCCGCCUGGAUGCCUUUGUAUCGAGUGAAGAGCUUCAGCUGCGGAUGCCGAGCAGCAUCACUACCGCGGAGCGAAAGUACCUUCACAAGCAGGCAGCAGCGCGGGGCCUGAAGACCCAGUCCUUCAUGCCGGGCACGGCGAGAGUCAUCUGCAUCUUCAAGCAGGAGGCGCUGGGCGAGGGGACUGCCAACGCCUCCGAGGAUGACUGGGAUGGCAGGCUCUUCAAAUUGGGCUCCUGGGACCCUUGCGAGCUUCAAAAGAGUCGGCGCGACCAGAGGAGGCGAGACGGUGAACCCGGGAACCGUCCCACCAGGUGUCAAACUCACAGCACCGGUACCGGUCUACGCCUUCCAAGCAGAGGGUGGCAACUGGGUUUAUGA
Messenger RNA from Effrenium voratum, 666 nucleotides. Lineage: Eukaryota; Dinophyceae; Suessiales; Symbiodiniaceae. The record is from the annotation of a GenBank genome assembly.